AUGCCUCCCCUCCCUCUUGACGAGCGCAUAGUGGUCAUUCAGCGCCCUAAAAACAUAUCCCUGUGUGAGGCUUCCCCACAAACCAUCCCACAGCAUUCCUCUCAAAUAUCAACCUCCUCCAAUGGACAAGUCGCCCACCCUCCUCAUAUCCACCAUUCUCAGUCCCAUUUCUAUUCACCCUCCUGUAAACCUCUGACUCUGGAAUGCAAGCGCAGAUCCUCCCGCGUACUGAAAUUCAAGGGUGACCAGCCUAUUAUCCCAGCGGGCGUCAGACACAUCCCUAGCCACUGCCACAGCAAUGGCACAGUAACUCUCGGCCCACGGCUACCGUCCCACACACAUACUAUUGAUAUCAGGGUGAGUGUGGACAAAGGAGGACGGGGAGCAUACAGCAACUCAUUAGGACGUAACGGAAGUGUAAAAGGUGGCAGAGGGAAAUGCACUUCGUUACAGCUUGAUCAAGGACAAUGUGAGAGAAAAACUGGAACUGCAGGGAGGCCAGGUGGAGCCGAACAGAAGUCACAGCGAAGUCGCCAUAGUCAGCUGUCGACUUCCCCUGGAGGCAUUCUACAAUUUGUCCCCGCCCAGGCGCAGCAGCAUAAGUUCAGGGGAGAAAAGGAGAAGGAAAACACUAGUUUUCUUAACAGACACGACCAGGAAUUCCCCUCUUUGGGUCACAAGAAGAAUUCCAAACUGGGAACUGUCCAUCAAAGCCAUAAUAGUCACAAUCUGUCCUACCACCACAACUCUGUCCCUGUACCCCAUGCCGCCAUCCUAAACUCCAACUAUCCCUCAUCCCCUCCCCCCCAACCCACCCAUGUCCCAAUCUCAUUUCAGCAACUCAACCAGCCCCGCCCGUCCCGUAGCAGGGAUCACCGUCCUCACAUUCUCCAUGGUCUACCCCUUUCCCCCUGCUCCUCUCAUGCCGGAGGUUUCCCCAGCCCUGACCAUACCUGCACCAUCGACUGCACCCACCCACUCAGUUGUGGCUGUUGGAGGCUGGUAAGAUGCAGAGGGUAUAAGGGGCACUCAGCUGGCUGCCAAGGAGGUGGUGGAAGCUCUUCCACCUCAUUUUCCUGUGUUCACAAUGUCGGCGCUAUGAAGACAGGAGGCAAAGAAAUGGGUAUGAGAGACAUGGGUGGGUGUCUCUCCACCGCCUCCACCUCCAACACCUCCUCCUCCAACAGCACUGCUUCUGAUUGCCGAGCAACCCUGUUCAAACCCCUCCGCUGUGCCUCCUGCUCUGGUGAGGCUGGAAACUUUGAGAGUCCUGCUAUCCUUCGUAAGAAACUGGUUGGAGGAUGCCUGCCCUGUAACCCUCUGUGCUCUUCGGCCCCUCUCCGGGCAAUACAAAGCUGUGUCACAGGCUGCAACCCAAAAGCCUCUCAGACAGGCAGUUCCACCUGCAGCUACUGCAGCAGCGACCCCAUCGUGGUGACAUUCAACCCUCGCCGAGGCAAACCUCCAGGAAGGGGCAUGGGAGCACCUCAUUCAAUGGGUAUGUUCCCACCCGAUGAUGAUGACUACAGCGUGCGUACUAUCUGGCCUGAAGAAUUGGCAAAGAAGAUGACCCAUUCUAAAGCCCAAAAGAAUCACUGUGCCGGGAUGGGCAUAGGGGUCGGGAAGACUGGUGCAAGCCAGGUCCAAAAUGGCAGCAACGGAACAGGCCUUGUCCUCCUGGACUGUCAAAACCUCCAGGACUAUGCACAAUCUCAGCUAACGGACCACGCUGGUCGAAGACGGCUGCAGCAGGGUAAAAUGGCUGCGCUCGAUUUUAUGGGCUACAGGUCAGGAUCUGGGUAUGAUGAUGGCAGAAACUCCCUGAAAAGGCUUCUGAAUAAAGCCGAAGAUGCAGGAAUGGGGGACUCUCCUGAGCAUGAAAGAGAUACAGCAUAUCCUCGUUCCCCAUCUCCCCGUUCCAUCUCUCCACCAUCACCUGUGUCCUUUUCGCCUCCACCGUCCGCCCCUACCACACUCAUCAAACCCAAACCCUGGCAGAGAGACAGAGAGGGAGGGCAUUCUCUGCCGUCGGCUCAGUCGCUUCACCUGGCCCUGAACUCGCUGAACAGAGAGCAAGAUGAGGAGAAUAGCAGAAUGCACCUUUCACUGCCGCUCUCCUCAUCAUUGCCGGCCUCUCUAUCCGAUGAGACUGUGAUGACUCCCGAUGCAGAGAACGCUGUGGUCAGUCCCAUCCUGCCCUUCCUUUUUCUGGGGAACGAGAGAGACGCCGAGGACCUGGACCUGCUGCUACACCUCAACAUCGGUUACGUGGUCAACGUGACCACACACCUGCCCCUCUACCAUGUCAACUCUGGACUGCGCUACAAAAGGCUGCCAGCCACUGAUAACAGCAAGCAAAACCUUCGACAAUACUUUGAGGAGGUUUUUGAGUUCAUUGAGGAGGCAUAUCAGAGUGGACAGGGAGUGUUGGUGCACUGCCAGGCGGGCGUGUCCCGUUCCGCAACCAUUGUCAUCGCCUAUCUUAUGAAGCACACCCUCAUGACAAUGACAGAUGCCUACAAAUAUGUGCGAAGCCGCCGUCCCGUGGUGUCCCCGAAUCUAAACUUCAUGGGCCAGCUUUUGGAGUUUGAGAGGGACCUCAACUCUGGGGUGACUCCUCGUAUUCUGAUGCCUAAACUAAACGGUGUGGAAACGCAGGUGUGA
Scomber scombrus (Atlantic mackerel) is the source of this 2664-nucleotide messenger RNA. Its product is annotated as dual specificity protein phosphatase 10. The record is from RefSeq and is a predicted model, not a curated record. Lineage: Eukaryota; Metazoa; Chordata; Actinopteri; Scombriformes; Scombridae. Gene Ontology annotation, molecular function: MAP kinase tyrosine/serine/threonine phosphatase activity; protein tyrosine/threonine phosphatase activity. The transcript is spliced from 3 exons. Gene Ontology annotation, biological process: protein dephosphorylation; negative regulation of JUN kinase activity. Bases 1 to 2664 code for a protein of 887 amino acids. Gene Ontology annotation, cellular component: cytosol; cytoplasm.